GGACUAGUACAAAUUUCAUAGCUCUGACAGUGCUCACUGGUCGGCGAUCCUUCGGUAACGAAUGGCGCAGUUUGGCCGGCGCAUUUUGGCAUCUUCCCUCGCGCGAGCUCUCUCUGUUACUUCCUCUUUUUCUGCCACCGCUUCUCGUUCUCGUUUUGCACUGACCUUGCUCGCCUCCAAACAAGCAUUACUGGUUCCAAAUCGAUCCAAAUCUUCGGGGUCGGGUUACUCGCCUCUGAACGACCCGUCGCCGAACUGGAGCAACCGCCCUCCUAAGGAGACGAUUCUUCUCGAUGGCUGCGACUACGAGCACUGGCUUAUUGUCAUGGAGUUUCCCGAGGACCCCAAACCCACUGAGGAGGAAAUGAUCAACGCGUAUGUGAAAACCCUAGCCCAAGUCGUGGGAAGUGAGGAGGAGGCCAAAAAGAAAAUAUACUCUGUUUCUACUGCCACGUAUACUGGUUUCGGUGCCCUGAUUUCCGAAGAGCUUUCUUACAAGGUCAAAGGAUUACCUGGCGUUCUUUGGGUGUUGCCGGAUUCAUAUCUUGAUGUUCCCAACAAAGAUUAUGGAGGUGAUUUAUUUAUUGAUGGGAAAGUAAUCCCUCGGCCACAGUAUAGGUAUAGUGAAAGGCAAACAACAAGGAAUAGGCCUCGGCCAAGAUAUGAUCGGCGCAGGGAAACAAUGCGGGUUGACAGGAGAGAGCCUGCUCAUUUACAGAAUCUGAGCCAACGUCAGGGAGGACCUAUGCAGCAAUCAAGUCCAAUGGAUAGCCAAAACUUAGCUUCAGGUGGAGAAAACCCAGAAAAUGUCAACAAUACCUGAGUAGGCAAUGCUUUUGAAAUUUAUAUACAUGUGAAACAAGUUUGUUAGUCGAGGAAUCCAAGGUUUGAGUUCGCUCACAUUUAUCUAGUGACAAUAUUUGGCAGCGCAUGAUAAAGGAGAAAUUGUAUGUUUUUGGCAUAUUGCGUCAAGGACAAAAUGUGGAAAGAAAGGCUUAUCAGUUUUGUUUUGAUUAUGCAAUUGAGAUAACUGACUAGUAUAAUUCGUAGCAUGAGAACCUUUAUGUGCUUAUCUAGGUUCCACUGUUAUUAAAGAUGUCACCAUAGUCCAUAAUUUUCUUGAGACUCUGGAUUUGUGAUUAUAUUACUAUCAUGACAUUUUCUUUUUAAUUC
Messenger RNA from Neltuma alba, 1173 nucleotides. RefSeq names its product multiple organellar RNA editing factor 3, mitochondrial-like. The transcript is spliced from 4 exons. The coding region runs from base 62 to 823 and encodes 253 amino acids. Gene Ontology annotation, biological process: cytidine to uridine editing; mitochondrial mRNA modification. The record is from RefSeq and is a predicted model, not a curated record. NCBI's taxonomy places the organism in Eukaryota, Viridiplantae, Streptophyta, Magnoliopsida, Fabales, Fabaceae. Gene Ontology annotation, cellular component: mitochondrion.